This is a messenger RNA of Elaeis guineensis (African oil palm), 1450 nucleotides long. Its product is annotated as sec-independent protein translocase protein TATC, chloroplastic. Gene Ontology annotation, molecular function: proton motive force dependent protein transmembrane transporter activity. Gene Ontology annotation, biological process: protein transport by the Tat complex; intracellular protein transmembrane transport. NCBI's taxonomy places the organism in Eukaryota, Viridiplantae, Streptophyta, Magnoliopsida, Arecales, Arecaceae. Gene Ontology annotation, cellular component: membrane; TAT protein transport complex. The record is from RefSeq and is a predicted model, not a curated record.
GGUCUGGCUGGCGGCAGAGCCGUGCAAAUUCCACUAAUUACCGGGGUCAAGAAAACAAAGAAGAAGAGCGAGAGGAGAGGAAUAAAGAGCCGUCACAAUAUCUAGCGGUUACGGCAGCCACUUCUGGCACACCUCUCGACCCGCUUCUAAACGAGAAGGAGGAGAAAAGUCCAGAGGAAGAGAGCGAGAGAAAGAGAAGAGAGAUGGGAAGCACGGCUCUGCUCUCCCAUCCACAAAUUAGCAGCUGCUUCCGCCGCCUUGGUGCGGCCAAGCAGCACCGGUACGCUGCCCCGCGGAUCAAAGUAACGCCUUUCCCGAGCUCUCCCCACAGGCAUCGUCGGCUCCUCCGCUCCGCUCUCGAAGACGAUGCCAGAGAGGGGCAGCAACAGCAGCAGCUAUUGGCCGGUGUUGGGGCCACCGUCGAGGAAAGACCUGAAAACUUCCGAGAAGACUCCCCAGAGAGCAUCAAGCAAGAUAAUGGGCAAAGCACUCUCUAUAAUUUUAUUUAUCCUAGCAAAGAACUUCUUCCUGAUGAUAAAGAGAUGAGCAUUUUUGACCAUUUAGAGGAGCUUCGCCAGAGAAUAUUUGUCUCUGUUUUGGCUGUAGGAGCUGCUAUGUUAGGUUGCUUUGCUUUUUCAAAGGAUUUAAUAUUGCUCCUUGAAGCACCUGUAAGUGCUCAAGGAGUUCGCUUUCUGCAACUAUCUCCUGGGGAGUUUUUCUUUACAACUUUAAAGGUAUCUGGUUACUGUGGGCUUCUUCUGGGGAGUCCUGUCAUUCUCUAUGAGGUCAUAGCAUUUGUUCUUCCUGGUCUAACAAGAGACGAAAGAAGGUUCCUAGGGCCUAUUGUCCUGGGCUCGUCAGUGCUCUUUUAUGCUGGCAUUGCUUUCUCCUAUUCAAUUCUAACUCCAGCAGCCUUAAAUUUCUUUGUCAAUUAUGCGGAAGGGGCAGUGGAGUCAAUAUGGUCUAUUGAUCAAUACUUUGAGUUUGUGCUUGUGCUUAUGUUCAGCACAGGAUUGUCAUUUCAGGUUCCGGUUAUACAGCUCUUGUUGGGACAGGUUGGUUUGGUGUCUGGGGACCAAAUGCUCUCCAUCUGGAGAUAUGUUGUGGUUGGUGCUGUUGUCGCUGCCGCUGUGCUUACACCGUCAACUGAUCCGCUGACCCAGAUACUGUUGGCAGGGCCACUGUUAGGUCUCUACUUCGGUGGUGCAUGGAUGGUGAAGCUAAUUGGUCGUUAACUGCUUUUGCCUAAUGCAUAAUUUGCCUUCAAAUGGAUCCAUGAUAACCCAUUAGGUAUCACAAGCACACUAGAGGUAAGUGUUGUUUACAUUUAGUAUUCUAUUUGUUUUUGUAUCAUGACCAUACCCAACGUAUAUUUUUGUAUAUAGGUGGAUGGGAGCCUUGGGUUUCUUCUGUUAUUCUAGUUUGAUUUGAUAUGUAAUUACAUAUUUGU